Molecule: messenger RNA, 30243 nt
Organism: Podarcis lilfordi (Lilford's wall lizard)
Lineage: Eukaryota; Metazoa; Chordata; Lepidosauria; Squamata; Lacertidae
Source: the annotation of a GenBank genome assembly
GUGAACUUCUGCCACUCGCACGCCUGCUAAAAAGUCAGAAGAACGUUGCGCCCAAAAGAAGGCAGCCUUCUUUUAAAGGGACGGAAAAAAGGACACUCCUCCGGAAGGCGGGAAGGGAUUUGGAACAGAGGACGAGAGAGGGCCGGCUUGUCGGUUUCCACAAUCCCCUCCUGUUCCCUUCGCCUGCCUCUUCCAUUGGUCUGAGGUACCAGGAAGAAGCAGGCGGCGCCGUGCGAGGGGAAGGCCUCGUGCUGCCUAGGCCUCGCUCCGUCUCUCUAUUGGGCGACGCGGGAGGAGUGGCCGUGAGGUUGGUCCCAGGCCCGGGAAGUUGUUCCUCCGCCGCCCGCCCUUCCUCCCCCGGCCGCCGCGAUGUUACCGGGCCUGAAAUGCCGCGUCUGCACGCUCUUUCGCUGCCCGCGCGCGGCCGCGGCUGCCCUCCGCCGCGCUUACCAUGGGGACAAGGUGGCCACGGUGGGCUCUCAGCCCGACGUCGCCUCCCCGGUUUAUCAGGUAGGCCCAGGAGGAGCAGGGGAGGAGACCCGCUUCCUUUUGGUUUUUUCCUUUUAUUUUAAAGGAGGUUGAGGUAGUCCACACACGCGCGUCCCCGCGCGGAAGGGCUCCCAGGUGAGCUCGCGCGGGGUUCCUAGAUGCGCACCUUCGCUUGCUCGUACCUGACGCGGUCCUAGUUUAAAAAGCUUGCCCCUUUCCACGCAGGGAAAGACGGGGCUUGUGUGCCUUUUUGGCGGCUAGAAGCCUUCUUCUCAAUAUGGAGAACCAUAUCUAGCAAUUCGGAGUGUGUGUGUGUCUGUAGGUCCUAAAGGUAGUCCGAAUCAGCGUGGAAGCCUUGUCCCAUAGCUUCACACUUGGCAUUUUCUCUCACUUGGCAGCGCAACAGCUGCCACGCCUUCUUGCCACAUUAGCCUAGUUUGGCAGGGAGGUAGGCAGCGGUGUAGUGGGGCAGAAGCUCAUCCUUACAACUGCGAGCUAUCUAUAAGGUGGCUGUUCUAUUUCUCCAAAGAGCAGCACUAAGCAGCAUAAUCUCUCUCCCCCACCCCCAUUUUUAGAAGGCAAUAUGUUCUAGAGCAGUCACGUUGCGAACCCGAGAGGAUGCUUCAGAGAAACUAGAAUUUCAAAAUGGGUGUCACAUGCUCUGAUCUCCUUGACCCCACCAGCAAUCAAAUCAAAUAGCUUGAUGUAAGGGAGAAGCACUCCCUUCAGGAACUUGGGUCCCAAUUUGUUACCCCUUUUUACACUAACAUAAGCACCUUCCGUGCUGACAGCUUCUAGGAGCCACAGGUGAGAGCUGAGUGCAGGGUGGCGACCAAAGGUGGACACCCUACUCCAGAGGUACUACCUCUCAUCUAACACCCCAUACACUCACAGCUUUGGCUGACCAAACCAGGUGGAGGUAGCUGUUGGGUCUCAAACCUUACAUGAGUUAGGGUUUCACCUGCAUGCGAAAAUGGGCUCUGGUGGAUUGAGCAGACAAGACCAAUAGUGGUUCCAAGGGUUAAGAAGCCGGUUUUUGCAUGUGCUGCAGAGGGAAGUAAGGGACAGGUGGGUCUUGUCAACGCGAGAGAAGGAAAACUCUGAUUCUAAACCUCUGUAGACUUGUGGGAUAUGUUUAGGAGAAGAAAAGGCUAAAGCCCUGCACAAAUCUGGAGUACAAUCCCUAUGACAGUUGGAUGGUGCCUUGUACACUUCCUUCUGGCAACUCCUACAGCCAAGCUCGUGCCCAAUAUAUUGCUCUACUUUCCUUUGGACCACAUCAGUGAGGCCUAGAGAGCAGUCUUGUCAUCUGGGCAGCCCAGGGCUUCCAUACACACUGCCCAGACUUGUGCCCCAGGGAGGUCCCUUUGGUGCUGCUAAUGCAGCCGUUUGACUUCACCCCCGAGGGCACACUCCAUUGUCUCUCAAGACAGAUGGAUGCCAACAAGCACCAUAGGCAGCCAAUGAAAAGCCUUCCAAAUUGGUAUUAUAUGGCUUGGAUGUGUUGAACCAAGUAAGAAUCUUGUGGCUACAUUUUGCACUGACCGCAGCUUCUGGACUGCCUUCAAGGGUAAUUAUUGGCCUUUUGGAGCAUGUUGAAGACAUUUUUCCUUCGGUAGGCCAGGUUUUUAUCCCAGCUGGUAUCUGUGUUGGAUUUGAGUGGAUUUUAUAUAUGUGGCAUUGUUGUUUUAAAUUGCUAUUCACUCCCCCACCAAAAAAAUUGCUUUUAUAAAUGCAAAUGUUUCAACUGUUGCUCUCUCUAUAUUUCUAUUGUAUUAUAAAUCACUUAGGAUGCCACAUGUGAAGUAAUUCUUAAAUGAAAUAAAUCAUAACAACUAGUCUGACAUAGUAGGGUUUAGCAGCUAGUGGAUCUGGCACCUAGUUGAGCAUGGAAGGUUUUGUGGCUGUGGCAGUGUGGCUUGCUGGAAGUCCAUUUGGGACUUCCAUUCACUCCUUUGUAAUUAGUUGCUUGUUAGUGCUCUGCAGGAUCUCAUUGUGAGUCUUGAUUAGUUUUGGAUUUUCUUUUUAAAUUAUUUAAAAGGAAGUUUCAAGUGAAUGGCCAAGGCAAGCCAGAUGUAUCCAGUUAUGCUUAAUAAACAACUAUUCAUGGGUAUAUCUAGUAUAACAUUCAAGGAGCAAGAUGGCCCAUGUUGUUAGCUGUUGAACAGGUGUAACUAUUAUUAAUGAAGGUCAUAAUAUGUACACUUCGUUUCACCAGCAUGUGAGGUUCCUUCCAUGAGGUGCUGAUACUCUGAGCAAAUGUAAUAUGGCAAGAUACUGUGCAAACUCAGAAACGGUGCAGCGACAAUCAUGAGUUGCCCUUCUUGAUCUUUAUUGUUUGUUCAUUUCUGAAGAUUUAACAAGACAGGGUGGAAGAUAGUUUUCAAGCCAGGAUAGAUGGAAAAGUAGUUUGGUAAGACAGAAAGCGUAUGUGUUAGUUCAGGAAUCUAAAUUCAUUGAUGAGGUCACAGGGACAGAACUGGCAGCAGAUUCCUGUAAUGCACCAUUUGUUUUUCCUGUGUGUUAAUAAUUAUACAUUUAGUUUUCAUUGUCAAACUAAAGAGAAAAUAAUAAUGGAUUCAAUUACAUUUUGUUGUGGCUACAUGAAGUUCAUAGUUCUUUUCAGAUCCCAUUGUACAUGAUUCAUUAAAUACAAAGAUCCAGUUUGUAUAUAAUGCCAAACCAUGGCUUAUCCCUUGCAUGAAUCAAGCUUGGGCUUAGGCACCCUGAUUCCUUUGCUGACUUUUGGCUUUGGGCACAUCAUAGUUUUCUGUUACACAUCAACAAACUGUUUGCAUUUGCCCUUCAGAUCAUGGCUUCCAGUUCUCAUUUGGAGAGCAAGCAUGUCGUUUCCUGCUUUGGUUAUAACAGUAUACCAUGGCUUGCCAAUUCAGAUAUAACAGUAGGGAAUUGGCACAUGCAAGGAGAGGAAGGAAUUUGCGAGACUGAGGCUUCCUUAAGGGAGCUUUGGAUAGGCAAUUCUCAAACGGCAACCUAUGAUUCCCUAUAUCAAGCCAUAUUUGAAACUUGGGAGACUUCAAAAAACUGAGCAGAAAACUGACAUUUUAUUUUACAAAUGGGAGAAAGAACCAGAAAUCCCUCUAGGCAUGUAUAAGUCCUUGACUGCGGCCAAAGUAGAUCUCUGAAUCCAAACUAUAGUGGAUAAAACUAGAAGUAACUUAUGAAAAAGGAGACCGUUGCUGCUGUGUAGCUUCAGAUGAAAUAAAUAGUAUAAAAAGUUUCUUAUUCAUCCUAUUUUUAUCAUUCUGUAAGAGCAUUCUAACAUCAAUAGAGUGAUGGAAUGUAAAAUAUAAUUUAAGCAUAAGUAGUUCCUUUUUAAGGCUUGACAGGUAUGAAUAACUGAGGCAGAGACUAACCCAUGGUCAUUGUUCAGAAUGUAGGGUUUAUUUUAUACACUUAUACACUUUAUACCCCUCCCUCCACUGCUCUUCUUGUGACUAAACUGGCAUUACAAGCUUUUGUUUGUUGCCCACGAAAUGCCAUUAUUAUUAGUACAAAAGGGCAUGUUAACUUGAAUUGGCUGCAUGGAAAAUGCAGAAUAGUCAAAACUUAUAUUAUCAAAACAGAUUUCAUUGUCUUAGUUAUCCUUGACUUCGAUCCAGAGAGUUUCUUUUGGUACACAGAAGUGGGCGAACACAUUUACUUUUUUGUGUCAUUCAUGCUGGUUUGGGACAUCCUGCUGCAUUUGUCAGCCUGGCCCUCUUUCUUUCUUUCUUUCUUUCUUUCUUUCUUUCUUUCUUUCUGUUCAUCAUUAUUACCAUCUGUCUAUUCAUAUCCCACCUCUGCAAUAUUGUGGCCAAAGCAUCUCAUAGUUUAUCAAAUGGGCAAAUAAAAUGAAACAUAUGAACAAUACAAAAAAACACCUGGUGUCAGUAAGCAAGUACAUAAUAAAAAUCAGUGCAACUCUACAAAUAAAAUUGCCUAACUCAAGAGCAUAAACCUAGUUGGGAGCGAGAAUAAAACCUAACAUGGGAAUAACAACAGCAUAUAAGGCUAACUGGAUCUCAGUUCCACAAGGUAACAGGAUCUUCUCCAUAUUUAACCUGCACACCUUUGUUGGUAGCCUCACCUCUCACUUGAGACAGUCUUUCUCCUAGCGCUCAUUUGGCAUGUUCUCUCACUUCCCCAGCUCUGAUAUGGGGAAGUAAAGAUUAUCUUUCCUCCUUCAAGCCCCAUGUAUAUUCAAUCUUCUCCAGCCAGCAACUCUUCCAGGCAAGCUUUUUAAGGCACCACGGUUGUAGUGGUGGAAAAAAGCAGGUGGAAAUGCUCUGGCUCUUGAUUUUGGUCUCACCACUAAGCAGCUCUUCCGGCAAAGCUGUCAGGGCAGUUAAAGAAUAAGUAGAUAAUAUUUAUGGAUAAAAUAAAACAAAUAACAGCAUAUGUUCCUUAAAAAAUAAAUUAGAAAGCCUGGGAGAAUAAAAAUGUAGUUUUCUGACAGCUGAAAAAAUGGUUUGGCACCAGGUGAAUCCCCCUCUGAGAAGGCUUUCUUUUUGGUUGCUACCCGGAGGAGAGCCUUUGAAGAUGGCUUUAAUGCACAGUAAUUGACAGUGGUAUUUGGUGUGUGCGAACUUCUGAAACUCUGGGAUAAAUACACAAAAGAGAAACAAGUAUAAAGAAAAUGCAGUUAAUGGAUCAAUUGAAAUGUAUUUAAUAAGCCUUUAGUCAGCUUUAACAACAUGUUUUAGAAAAGUGGUUUAUAAACAUAAUUGUUCAAUAGUGAAGAAAAGGGGGUGGGAUUUAUUGUCUCUGGUUAAACAUUUUCAUAAGUUAACCUGUUGAAACAUUCUCCACCAGGAAAACUAUGAACGGAUGAAGGCAUUAGUAACAGAACUCCAACAGCAAUCUGAAAAAAUCAGGUUUGGUAUGUCCUGUUUUUCUCCUAUUAGAGCAUCGUAUAAUUGGAAACUGGUUGUAUUUGGCCUUCAGUAUCAGAAGGUCGGCGAUUCGAAUCCCCGCAACGGGGUGAACUCCCUUUGCUCGGUCCCUGCUCCUGCCAACCUAGCAGUUCGAAAGCACAUCAAAGUGCAAGUAGAUAAAUAGGUACUGCUCCGGCGGGAAGGUAAACAGCGUUUCCGUGCACUGCUCUGGUUCGCCAGAAGCAGCUUAGUCAUGCUGGCCACAUGACCCGGAAGCUGUAUGCCGGCUCCCUCGGCCAAUAAAGCGAGAUGAGUGUCGCAUCCCCAGAGUCGGCCACGACUGGACCUAAUGGUCAGGGGUCCCUUUACCUUUACCAUGAUAAAAUGUCAUUGCUUUAGGACUUAAUAGAAAAAGACAGAAAUAGUAUCAUUUAACAGUUGUUUAGCAUCAGUGUAAUAUAUUACAAAUACAAGUAACAGAAGUUUAUGAAAAUAAUGCAUCUUUUAUUAAUGUCUUUGAUUAUAAAAUAGUAUUGAUUAUUGCUAAAGGGCGUGAGCUAUUUGUUCAGCUCCGUGCACAAGGAAUAAUAAAAGAUCUUGCAUGACAGGUGGUGGAGAGAAGGCACGGAAGCUUCACACAUCAAGAGGAAAAUUGUUACCUAGAGAAAGAAUUGACAGACUCAUAGAUCCUGGGUGGGUACUUCCGUCUUCAUUAUUAAUAUUUUAAUGUACAGGAUGUUUAAGUUAGCAGAUUGCUUUGUUUCCAAGAUUUUAACGUCAUGGUAAACCAUUUCAGAUUGUAUUAGAAUUUAGUCAUUUGGAAAUACAAAUAUUGUGUACUUAUGUUGUUUUGGUAGCUAUCAUUAAGCAGGGUCUAUAAACUAUGUCUGUGCUUGGUAACCAGCUGUGAAGUCAGUACUAUCGUGAUUGUUGUUCUUGUUAGCAUCUGUCAGUCUUGGGAGACAAUGGAAGAGUGCGCCUUCGGGGGUAAAGUCACACCGUUGGAGGGUUACAGUGCCUGCUGUAGAUAGCACAAUAAUAUUAUAUUAAUUUAUCAACAUUUAAAAGCAAGUAAACUGAGCCUAAGCUCUGGGGAAAUGGAGGCACUGUGCAUUGGUGGCUCCUGUGUCUGGGAGAUUAGCUGUUUGUCUGUUCUGGAUGGGGUUGCACUUCCUCUGAAAGAACAGGUACUUGGAGUUCAGGGUUGCUCCUGGAAUCGUCUUUGUCUCUGGCGGCUCAAGUAGCCUCAGUGGCUAGGAGUGUCUUUUACCAGCUAUUGUUGGUAUGCUCACUACGGCUGUCCUUGAGCAGGGAUAAUCUAGCCACAGUGAUUCAUGCAUUGGUAACUGCAAGACUCAGUUACUGCAAUCUGCUCUUCAGCCCAGUCUGGAGGCUCCAGCUCAGGCAUAGGCAAACUCCGGCCCUCCAGAUGUUUGGGACUACAAUUCCCAUCAUCCCUGACCUCUGGUCCUGUGAGCUAGGGAUGAUGGGAACUGUAGUCCCAAACAUCUGGAGGGCCGGAGUUUGCCUGUGCCUGCUCCAGCUAGUGCAAAAUGCUGCAACUUAGAAUGUUGAUGCUGGCAGACAAUUGCCAAUACAGUGGUACGUCGGGUUAAGUACUUAAUUCAUUCCGGGGGUCCGUUCUUAACCUGAAACUGUUCUUAACCUGAAGCACCACUUUAGCUAAUGGGGCCUCCUGCUGCUGCCGCGCCGCCGGAGCAAGAUUUCUGUUCUCAUCCUGAAGCAAAGUUCUUAACCCGAGGUACUAUUUCUGGGUUAGCGGAGUCUGUAACCUGAAGCGUAUGUAACCCGAGGUACCACUGUAUAUGACUCCAGUGCUCAAAAACCUUGUGCUGCCUUCUCAUCCACUACUGGACUCAGUUCAAAGUUCUUAAAUUAAUUUACAUGGCCCGUAGCCGCCUGGGUCCGGGAUGGGGCUUUACUUGUGGCCUUGCCCCAUAUAUACCCACUUGACAGCUUCAGUCUGCAGAACUGGCACUGUUACAGGUGCUACAUAAUACUCAUUCUACUGUUGUAAGAAAUUUAUCUUAGUGUGGCAGCACCCACACUUUGGAACUCCCUACCUAUUAACACCAGGCCUAUUAACAAUAUGCUUAUUUUAAUUUUCUAAAAAAUAUAAUGACAAAAUAUGGCCAGUUCUUCAGGGAGCCCUGUGAAAAUUUAAAGAAUGAACUUAUUUCUAGCAUGAGUUUUUAUAUGCCAGGGUAGACAGUUCGGUGCCUCCAGAUACUGUUGGACUACAACUCCCAUCAUCCUUGACCAUUGGUUAUGUUGGCUUGGGCUGAUGGGAUAUGUAGUCCAGCAAAAUCUGCAUGGUACCACAUUGCUUACCAUUGCUAUAGAAUUUAUGUCUCAGCUUCAGUUUUUUUCCUAACCUGGCAAAUUGUUUGCUCCUCUAACAGCUUCCAUGAAAAUUAUCUGACCCAAUUCAUGGUAUCAUAAGCAAAUACCACUUUUCUGUGAGAUAACUCAAAAUUUGGCAAGCUGUAAAGCUUACUUUAUAUGUUGUGUGAGAAUGGAAAGGUGGAACAAAAAUUCCAAAUAAGUAAUACACAUAAUUAAAAUAUGUUUUUGGAGCCAAUCUAUGAGCUUGAAAAGUUACCUACCUAAAAUGCUUCAUAUGACUUAUGUGCCUGAGAUUUCUAAAAAAAUCUUUUCCCAGGUCUCCGUUCCUGGAGUUCUCCCAGUUUGCAGGUUACCAGUUGUAUGGCGAUGAAGAGGUACCAGCAGGUGGCAUCAUUACAGGCAUCGGACGGGUGUCAGGGUGAGAACUGUUACUAUCUGUGCUUUUUGUGGGUUGCAACUCUGGCUUUCUGACAGUUUGCAAAAUGUCAGAAAACAAUCUCAAGAGAUCACAAUUCAUAGGUCUUUUUAUUUUCCAGAAUUACUGUGUUACUGUGUAAUAAGAGCUGUUUCUGAAGAUUCAUUAGCAGCAUAUCAGAUGCAGCAAUGUCACCUUCAGUUUAAGUGUAAUAGAUGUUUGUGUAACACUCUCUGUCAUGAUACAGGACUAAUGGAAACUUUUUAUCAGAUAUGAUUGGCAUUGGAUACCUAAGUGUGUUUAUUUGGAUGAAAGCUUGUGGAUUUCAGUCUUGUUAGGAUUAAGGCUAGCAAUUCUCUUACUCAACUGGGAAAGAUUUAGUCGCUGAAAAUCAUUUGUGUUUCAGAGUGGAAUGUUUGAUUAUUGCAAAUGAUGCAACUGUCAAAGGUGGAACAUACUAUCCAAUCACUGUAAAGAAGCACCUGCGUGCUCAAGAAAUCGCAAUGCAGAAUCAUCUCCCUUGUCUAUAUUUAGGUAAGUUCUCUUGCAAACACUAUUAUUAACUGAUAUGUUAAGGUUGGAGGCAGGCUAUAUUUUUAAGAGUAGGCUGUCAAUGACAAUUUUUUUUUUACCCUUCUAGUGGUUGGGCUGUGGAGCCAUAGUGCUUUUACUCACCAAAAUGUGGUUAAGGAAGCUCAGUUAUGGUUUGGCUUGGUGUAAGAAUUGACAAAACAUCAGCUGGCAAUUCUGAAUAGGAAACUCUUGUUUGAAGUGGGUUUGGAAAUCGAGGUUUGCUCUAACAAAUGUUUGGCAUUAUGUCUGAUUUGGCAACCAUACUUAUAUUCAUCAAAGGCUGCUACACCAUGGAUGAUGGGAAUGAAUUUCUCAAGCUGCAUGCUGAAGACAGAAAACAAAUGCACACUAGUAGCUUUAAACUGUAGUUUGUCUGUUGUAUGUCUGUUUAUUUUUCUUUUAUCCCACCUUUUCUCGCAAGAGAGCCCGAUGCAGUUAACAACUUUCAUGAACACCACUCACAGUUUUUUAUACCAUAAUCUAUAAUGGGUGCAAACUAAGCUUAGAUUUGGUGCUUAAAUUAAGCCUCUGUGUGUGCGUCCUUCUUGGAAACGGCAAACUUUUUGUACACAUUACAUACUGUUUAAACAAUUCAGAGCAGUACAGUGGAGCAAAGUAUCGAGCACAAAUAUCAAAUUGCAAAUCAGGCUGUACGUUUCUAAUGCUUCAUCUAAGCAUCCAACAAGGCUAGGCUUUAAGCAACUGUUGUCCAGAGUAAAGCUGCCUGUUUUUCCUUUUUCAGGUGCUGGAGCCCACCCUGUUCUUCCCUUCAGUGGCACUUGCUUAGAUAAAGGGCUGUAGACUGGAGGCAAGCACAACCUUUCGUCCAAGCAAUUGUCAUAUAAGGGUUCUGGCUUGCAGUGACAGUGGCUGAUUAAAGACUUUGGACAGGGGAAGAAAGCAAAUGCCUUUUCUUGCCUCAAACAUCUAUAAUUUGUCAGUGUCCUCCUCACAGGGAAUAAUGGUUUCUAGUAAUGUUUAGAUAAAUACGUUAUUUAUCAAUGUUCAAUCUUUAUUUUAACUUAGUUGACUCUGGAGGUGCAAACUUACCACGCCAGGCAGAAGUCUUUCCCGAUCGUGAUCAUUUUGGUAGAAUUUUCUAUAACCAAGCACGCAUGUCUUCACAAAGAAUUCCACAGGUAACUUUAUUUGAGAAUAAAAGCAGGAAUAUAAUUAAGCUGGAUUGUAAAGGUAACUAUAUAGGCAGUGACAUGCAUCAUAUGGAAUUGAGUACUAAAUAAUUUUCAGUUACAAUGGAAAAUGUCAAUUAAAAGUCAUCCUUGCUAUUUAGGACACUCAUGAAUUUCUUAUCUCAGUUUAUCACAUUAGUGUUUGUCUCUUGUGUGUAUUUGGAAUUGACAAGAAAACUGUCUCAGGUUUGUUUUGUUAAACCCAGACCUCUUUGCUUUUCCUUUGUUUUAUUUCAAAGGGGCAUUUUUUUCUUCUUCUUUUAUUCAUGUGCUGUUGAAAACACAUAGCAGUGGGUAGAAUUAUUUUACACAACUGGUUAAAAGAAACUGUUUUGACCGUAUCUGAUCUUAUGCUUGGAAGCAGAGGAACAACAGCAGGAAGCAAUUUGCUAGCACUUGACCUAUAUGGCUUUACCCCACUCCAUCACCAUUCAACUGGAACAGCUUUGAGUGUGUACUGAUGUACGUCAAAACGGGAAUUGGCAUUCUCCUCCCCACUUCUGCACAUCAUUCUUUUACCUUUUGCACUGCAAUCAAAAUACGUACUUGCCUCUUUGAACACUGAUUUAGUUGUUCACUUGGUCCUUCCAAAUCUUUAGGAAGACUGUCUCCUUUUUAAAAAAAAGUUCAAAAUACUUCAUUUGGAACUUUUUGAGAGAGAGAGAAAUCAUUUUUUUCUUUUUAAAGCUGCAAAAGUUUGCUGGGCAGAAGGGUGAUGAUGGAUUCAUGAUACCACAGGUCCCAGCCAGUUAGUACUAUGCACUGUUGACUGUUUCUGCAAGCUGGUCAAUUGGGUUUUCCUUGUAUUUGAGCCUGGAAAGAGAAAGGUUUGUCUGACCGCAAGAUGACGAGCCUUCUUAAGAGUGCAGUGACCCCCCGAAUAGCUCUCUGUGUUUUGGAUUCCCUCUUUCACUGCUCUCCCACUGCCGAGUGGCUGUCUGUCUUAAUUCUUUCAAAGUGGGAAUCUAAUAAACUAGAGGAUGUUUUCCCCAGUGUAAAAUUAAUAGUAUGUAAAUCCGUGAGUAAAUAGAUGCCCCUUACACAUUUAGGGGCUUUGUGUUUUUCUUGGACGAUUGAUAAAUAUAUUUGUCUGACCCACCGGCAUAACAGGCAAACCUUUAUAAAUAAAUAAAUAGACAGAUAGAUAGAUAGAUAGAUAGAUAGAUAGAUAGAUAAAUUGGAUUCUCUCUUUUUUAAAUGUGACAACCCUACCCACCAGGAUAACAGCUAUCAGGUUAUACAUUAAAAUAAAUGAUUUUUAUUAAUUCAUACAAAUUACUUACAUGUCUAGCAUAUAAUAUCCUGGAGACAGCACAAAAGUUAUUUUAUCCAUCACAGACGGUCAUUCCCAGGAAAGAAUAUAGUUCAACUGUACUGUUCAGCAUAGUCAUAUCUACAAAGAUGCUUGGGAGAGUUUGUAUUGAAGACCAGUUUAAUUUGUAUAUUGAAUAAAUGAGCACCAUAUUGCACGAAAUUUGUCCAGUUUUUCUGUUCCUUUUAUCACUAAGUUGUGAGUUAUUUUCUCAGUGACAGCCAGUCACCAUACAUGUUUAUACCUUAAGUCCAGGAUAGUCUCUGUAUGGCCUUCCAGGUUUGACCUAUAGAUAACCAAGUGGCCACUAAAAGAAUAGUCAAUAAAUAUUUAGUUUUUAUAGCAACAUUCAAGGCCUUGAAAGAGGGAUAGUAAACACAAUUGGGGCUUAAAAUCCAUGGCUGCCUGAAUUACGUUGGAUGCUUCUGAGUCCCCCAAAUACCUGUAUUACCAGGCAACCCUGCUGCUAGUGAUAAUAAGUCUCCUUACUAUCACAUCGCCACCAGCAUCAUGGUUGGACUGUAGGUGAUAUAUGGGUAUCCACUACCACCUGCAUACCACUUUUAAAGUAUUUUCUAAUAUGUGCAGAAGCAGAUUUUGCUGAGACCAAGGCCCAUCACAUCUGUUUCCCAAACCAUUUUUCAAACCAAUCAAGGCCCUCAUUUGGUUGUUGAUUAUCGUGUUAUAUAUAAGAAGCGAGGCCUUUACAGCCACAAGAAAAUAAUUUCAUCAAACCAUGUCAUAGUCCUAGAGGCAUGUAAUUUAAUGAUUGGGUUUCAGAUAAUAUCACAAAAUCAAUGUAAUUGCUGCCCCCACCCUCCAGCUCUGUUACCUAUAUCUACCCUAAGUUGUUCUUGUGGAAUUAGAUUUCUGUUUUGAAAGAAAUAUAAUCCUGCCUUUUUCUCAAACUAAGAAAAAAAAAUCCCUCAUAAACGUCUUAAUGAUUUGAAUAGUUGCCUGUAACACUUUCUCCUGUGCCUUCAGUGUUCAUAAUGGGCAUAAAGGGGGCCUUUUCAGUCAAUGAUGAUGCCUAAUUUACCCUCGAUUUUGCAUAGUGCAUUUUCUUUCAAUAAAUGCCCACUGAGACAGCAAGGGCGGAAGGUUAUAUCCUUUCAUUUCUCUUGCUUGCUUUCUCAAGCUCUUUCUAUGCUUUUAUGGCAAUACUAAUUUGGUGAAAAUGUCAUGCUUUGCGCUUCCUAUUUAGAGGUCUGAGUGCACCAGUUGGGACAAUAUUCCUCUCUUACAUUGCAGGAAUGAAUCUUUAAAGAAAGAGAGACUCUGGGAAGGGUUAAUAUUACUGUUCUAUAGAACGCUGCCUGGAAAGACCCCUUGGAGGGGAGUGUUGGACACCACUUGCCAAGGUUGCUUUCUCUGCGUGCUGAGCAGUUGGAGGUUGAGGGCAGAGGCUGGUCUUUGUGCCUACAGGCUGUUGAAGCUCCAUCUGUCCAACAGGUGCAGAGUAAAAGAGAGAGAGAGAGAGAGAGAGAGAGAGAGAGAGAGAGGAUAGCAGAGAAAGCUAACAGCUCUGGCUCCACCCAAUAUCUACUGUGGCCCCCAAACGGGUUUUAUAUGACCUUCCAUAUAAAAAAGGUUUUCCAGUCUGGUUUUAGAAAGAAACAGAUGAAUAAUAUUUUUUUCCUGCAAUACAGGAGAUUGUGCUGAUCACUUUUAUAUGUUCAGAGGCAGCAAGACAGCAUUCAGAGUGCUGCAGUGGUCCCUUUCAGUCCAAAGAACUAUGGGGAGCUGUACCAACCAAGAAAGGUUCAUUGAUGCACGCUGUUGAUACAUUCCAGACUUUAAAGUGACGUGCUCCUCCUUUGCACCUGGUAACCUUACACAGCAGCAUCAGCAGCUUGCAUAAUUUAUAGAUCCAAUUGACAGAACUAAAGAGAAUUAUUCCUCUUCUGAUCAGCAUACAGUCUAGAUGUAAAUAAAUAUGAGCCCGUUGCUGCACGUAAAGUUGCAAGACUACAAGGAAAUGAAGUUGCCUGUAGGUGAGUAUACAGUGGUACCUCGGGUUAAGUACUUAAUUCGUUCCGGAGGUCCGUACUUAACCUGAACUGUUCUUAACCUGAAGUACCACUUUAGCUAAUGGGGCCUCCUGCUGCUGCUGUGCCGCUGGAGCACGAUUUCUGUUCUCAUCCUGAAGCAAAGUUCUUAACCUGAAGCAUUAUUUCUGGGUUAGCAGAGUCUGUAACCUGAAGCGUAUGUAACCUAAAGCGUAGGUAACCCGAGGUACCACUGUAUUUUUUUCUGUUGAAAACUGUGUUUCUGUUUGUUUUCUCAGAUAGCCGUGGUUAUGGGUUCAUGUACAGCAGGAGGAGCCUAUGUCCCUGCAAUGGCUGAUGAAAGUAUAAUAGUUGGCAAGCAAGGGACUAUUUUUUUGGGAGGUCCUCCAUUGGUGAGUGCAUGGUUUUGAACGGAUUUUGUAGGAUUUCCUGCUUUUGUUAUAACAUAUAACUGUGUCACAGGCUUCUAUGAAGAAAUGGGGUCACACCAAAAACAAUAUAUGCCCUAGCUGUAUCCCAGAUAGUUGAGGAAAAUGUCUGAGAUAAUAUGUGUUCUGUCAUCCAGCUACUUUCCUUCCUGUAUCCUUUUCAAUGUGAUGUAAACUAUUAUUUCCUUAACUAUAUCCAAUUCUGCUUUUUAAUUAUAAACAUCCAUUUUCCAAUAUUUCGUCAGUCCUUAAUUAAAAACAUAGCUAACACAUUAAAGGGGAAACAUGAUACGGAACUUUUAGAAGUUUGGAAAUUUGUAGUUGUUGAAAUAUAUUUCAGUAAAAAGUGGCAGCCACUACCUAGAUUUCUUUUACAUACCAAGAUGAUGUGGUGUCAAAGCUGAAACAUGCACAUUUCAUUGCUUAGCUUACAGGGAUAAUGGCUUCAGCGUGGGAAGUGUUUUCCUGGGUCAGGAAUAGUGUUCUGGUACAAAAGUAAUCAGCAGAAGCAGACACAGAAAAUCAAUAGGAAUUGUUGGAUGACGAAACACUGCCAUUUAGCCCUAAUUAAUUUGUUACUUAAUUUCCUGCUUGAAUUUUCGGCACUGAUUAUAUCACUUUAGAAAAAUGGAACAGACUCAGAGCUUAUUGAUUAGUUUUAAGUGUAAAAUCUUUUUUUUGAAACAAAUGGUUUUUUAAAAAAACAGGUAGCUUUGAGGCUGCUCAGUUGAAUGGAAAUGGAGAUUUGAGGCAGGCAGGCUCUGCUUAGCAUCAGAUAAUAUUAAAAUUACGUUUUGGGGAAAUGAUUCUAUAUUUGUCUUCAAGGAUUGGCCACUCCUAGCUGCAGCACAAAUUCCUUACUCUUGUGCUGGAUCCAGCACAAAAUCCCUCACUCUUACAUUUAAAUUUAUUCAUGCCCCAUGACCCACUCCUUCAGCUACACCUCCCACAAUCAUUAAAAAAGUCUCCAGCUCCCUUAAACAACUCUGCAGUUUCUCCUUGCUUCCCCUUAUGCCUGGAGCUCUCUCCCAUGCAACACUGCCUCUCCCCCAUUUUCUGUGUCUUCUUUGGCACACUCUUUCAGUCUUCUCUCCUGAUGUUCUUGUUGUUUAGUAGUCGUUUAGUCGUGUCCGACUCUUCGUGACCCCAUGGACCAGAGCACGCCAGGCACUCCUGUCUUCCACUGCCUCCCGCAGUUUGGUCAAAUUCAUGCUGGUAGCUUCAAGAACACUGCCCAACCAUCUCGUCCUCUGUCGUCCCCUUCUCCUUGUGCCCUCCAUCUUUCCCAACAUCAGGGUCUUUUCCAGGGAGUCUUCUCUUCUCAUGAGGUGGCCAAAGUAUUGGAGCCUCAGCUUCAGGAUCUGUCCUUCCAGUGAGCACUCAGGGCUGAUUUCCUUCAGAAUGGAUAGGUUUGAUCAGCCUUCUUUAUGGUCCAGCUCUCACUUCCAUACAUCACUACUGGGAAAACCAUAGCUUUAACUAUACCGACCUUUGUCUCCUGAUAUGAUCACCCUUAAAUCUGUUCCGGAACUGAACACAUGUUCUUCCAAUUUUACUGUUUAACUUUGGAUAAGAUCCUGGAAGUCUUUAUAAAGUGACAUACAUAUUAAUAGUGCUUCUUAAAUAAUCAUAAUAAUGAUUUUAUGUUACUUGGUUAUAUUUUUAUGGCAUUUAAUACUCUACUCAAUCAGCUAUGUCCACUGGGCAUAGUGCAAAGUGCUCCAUCCCGUCUUCCCUUUCCAGCUUGAGUUCCUUCUCUUUUCUUUCCAGCAUUAGCAUUAUGUAGCAGUACGUCUGAAGCAAGGUUAACACAAACCAACUGUGUAGACCACUGUUUAUUACUAGGUUCAAACCUUGGUUUAUAUGGGCCAAAGUAGUGAACUUAAGAGAUUCUUGGAUGAGAGGUGGGGGAAGUAACAGGCAGGGUCCAAAGCCUGAAAAUUUCAAAGGUUAUUGUGGUUAACUUUUAAAAAAACACAUAAUUGCAUUGCUGCUUAUCUUUGGAAGCUAUUUUGGAAGCCUUUUCAGCUAUGGGCUAAAAUUGCUUUAAAUAUACAAAUAGCAUCCCUAGUUCUAUGAACUUCUGUGCUGAGACUUUGUUUUUGUACUUUAGGUUAGUUUUUUUUAUAUAAUAUAUUUUUAUUGGUUUUCAAAUAUAAAAACAAAUUUAUACAUUCCAUACAUCUUAAUUACAUCUUACUUCUCUUUUUUGACUUCCCUCAGUUUGUCUGAAAUUCCUUCCCUUUAUUACUUUUUACACAUUUCUGCCAUUUUAACCAUUUCCCCUCACAGAGCUUCCUUAAAACUUACAAACGUAAUUUGAUUAUCACUCAGUUUUUGCAUAUAUUGGGUAAACAUUUCCCAAUCUUCUGUAAAUCUUUGAUCUCGUCGAUUCAGGAUCCUUCCUGUCAUUCUGUCCAAUUCUGCAUAGUCCAUCAUUUUAGUUCUCCAUUCUUCUAUCGUAGGUAAUUCUUCCUGUUUCCAUUUCUGGGCCAUCAAUAUUCUUGCUGCUGUCACUGCAUAUAAAAAUAACUUCUUUUCUUUCUUAUUUAUCUCAUUACCUGUAAUGCCUGGUAAAAAUGCUUCUGGUUUCUUAACAAAUGUAUAUUUCAACAUUUUCUUCAAUUCAUUAUAAAUCAUUUCCCAAAAGCAUUUUACCUUCUUACAUUCCCACCACAUAUGAUAAAAAGUGCCUUCUUUUUCUUUACAUUUCCAACAUUUGUUACUUGUCUUAUACAUUUUUGCUAACUUCACAGGUGUUACAUACCAUCGAUACAUCACUUUCAUAACAUUUUCUUUUAUAAAUGUACAUGCAGUGAAUCUUAAACCUUUUUUCCAGAGUCUUUCCCAAUCCUCCAUUUGUAUAUUAUGCCCUAUAUCUUUGGCCCAAUCAAUCAUAACUGAUUUUACCUCCUCAUCCUUCGUACACCAUUCCAAUAAUAUCUUAUACAUUUUUGCUAAAAUCUCAUAAUCAUUAUUCAGUAUUUCUGUUUGAAAUUUUGAUUCUUUGUCAGCGAAACCCGUCUGAUUUAAAUCUUUUCUGAACAUCUCAUUAAUUUGAAAAAAAUGCAGCCAGUCAUUCACAUAAUCCUUAACUUCUUCAAAUGAUCUCAUUUUCCAUUUUCCUUCGCUUUUACACAUUAACUUCUCAUAUGUCACCCAACCCCCUGUCAUAUUGACUUUCUUCACACUCAUCGCCUCCAACGGCGACAACCAAUAUGGAGUUUUUUGUUCCAACAAGUUUUUAUAUCUUUCCCACACUUCAAUCAGAGACCUUCUUAUAAUGUGAUUUUCAAAACCUUUAUGUACCCGUUUCUUGUCAUACCACAAAUACGCGUGCCACCCAAAUCUAUUAUCAAAACCUUCAACACAUCCGUGUCUUCUAAUUUCAUCCAUUCCUUCAACCAACAGAGGCAAGAUGCUUCAUAAUACAAUUUCAAGUCUGGCAGGGCGAAGCCUCCUCUUUCUUUAGCGUCUGUCAAUAUCUUAAAUGUUUUUGUACUUUAGGUUAAAGCAGCAACAGGGGAGGAGGUAUCAGCAGAAGAUCUUGGUGGUGCUGAUCUUCACUGCAGGUAAGACGAAACACUCUCCUCCACCUUCAGUACAUUUUAAUGGAACGUGCCAUAAAUUAUGUUGCUUUGAACUGUUGUUGCAUUCACCUUGCUUUAAAUAAUGGUGGGCUCUUCUGCUAUCAAUGGAUAUUACCACUAAAUGCUUGCCCUUUAUUUCUCAAGUUCCCUUUGUGUUUGGGUUCUAUGGCAUGUCAUUCCCUGCCCCCCUCCCAAAAGUAUUUCACCAUUGAAUAGUAAAUAAAAAUAUAUUGCAUAAUAACAUGCCAUGGUCUUGUAUUUUAAAUCUGUACAGAAAAUCUGGUGUAACUGAUCACUAUGCUUUGGAUGAUAACCAUGCUCUCCAUUUAGCAAGGAAAGUGGUGAGGAGUUUGAAUUACCAGAAGAAAGUAGACGUGAGUAUGUUUUGUUUAGUUUCCUUUGAAGCGAUGUAUGAAAUAGAAUACUUAGAAUGUGGCUUUGGUAGCAGUGCUGUGCAUUUAAAGUUUCCAUUUGCACUGUGGCCUGUUGCAAACAUAAGACAGCUGGUUUUUUAAUCAUGGUUAGAUUGAGAGUGGACUGCAAGCUCAUGUGUUCCCUCUCUUUUCCCAUUUGGAUUCUACCCAUCCUCCCUUGUUAACACUAUCCCUGGAGCAGUGUGUUAUCAGUACGGUCACUAGCCAGGUUUACGCUGAUGCAAACACUUGAGCCUGAGUUGGUUAUAGAGAGAGACUCUGGAAGCCUGUAGGAAAAUAUUGAUGAAUGUUUUGAUUAAUUUGUGUGUUUUUCCCCCCCUUUAAAUUAUUGCAGGUGACAAUAGAACCAUCGGAAGAACCUUUGUUUCCUCCUGAUGAACUUUAUGGGAUAGUUGGAGAGCAGCUUAAAAGAAAUUUUGAUGUUAGAGAGGUAUAAAUAUGAAAUAUUGCUGAUUGUCUAUUUUGUAUUGUUUUAAAUGUAUCUGCUGCUUCAUUGUUUUUUGUUUGCUAUUUUUAUUGUACAUCACCUUGAGACAAUUGUGAAGAAGGUGACUGAUGACGGCGAUGAUAACAACUACUUUCUAUAAUAAUCGGGCUUUCAAUUUCAAACACGUUCAGCCUAGUGUGUUCCUUCAGCUGGUAGUAAUGAAGCCCAGUUACUUGGAAUUUAAUAUCAAUCUAAUACAAAAGAGAAUGUGAUCUUAAAAAUAUUAUCUGUUGUAACGAAGAAUGAACUAAUAAUGUGUGUCUUGUUUGUUUUUCUACUUAAGGUCAUUGCUAGACUUGUGGAUGGAAGUAAAUUCGAUGAAUUUAAAGCCUUAUAUGGGGAUACCUUAAUCACAGGUAUUAUUUUUAGGUGAUUAGAAAUCAAAUUUCCUGCUACACAUUUCAGAAAGUAGUUGUUUGCUAUGGACUCGGACACUUCUUAUGAUAUCAGAACCAAAUUUGCAUAAUGGUUAAUGAGAUCAGGGAGCAGAUGCCAUUUUGAAUCAAGAUGGUGAACUGAACCUUUCAAAACUGCACCUAUUUCCCCCACUUAUUUCAAAACUGAACUGAUUUUUUGUUUUUUAUUUACAAUUCAUGAGGAACGCCAGGUAUGAAGCUGCUACUAUUUAAUAUGUUGGAAUAUGGGUAUGUUUGCCUUUUAAAAACACUUUGUAAGAGCUUGCGGAAAAUUAACAAUUCAUAUAAUUUAUAUGGAAGAAUUGUGGCUGCAGGCCUAAAACUCUUAUUCUUAGAAUACUGAUUUCAUUCAAAAGGUGUUGAAAUGUUUUAUGCUAGUAGACUUUCAUUGUGAGAUACAUGUGCAGUUUUCUCUUAUUCUCAUUCCCCCCUCUAGGAUUUGCUCGGAUAUUUGGUUAUCCGGUAGGAAUAAUUGGAAACAAUGGUGUCCUUUUUUCAGAAUCUGCAAAGAAGGCAAGUAUAAUAUACGUUACGUUAUUGAAGCUCUGCCUUCCAGAUUUUCAUUAUUGCUGAGAACAAAGCAAACACCAUAGACUACAUUCAUAGCGGGUAAUUAAUUACCUUUUUGGUGGUUACUUAUGACUAUAAGAAGCAUAACCAAGUCUAAAAAAUAAAAUAAUUUCAUGUUUACAUUUUCUUACAUUUUCUGGCAGGGAUGGGGAACCUGUAGCCUUCCAGAUAUUGCUGGACUGGAACUCCAAUUAUCCUGUUUUGUGUUGGCUGGGGAAUUGUGGUCUGGGACAUCUUCAUGGCCACAGGCUCCCCAUCCCUGUUUUAAGGAAAUAUAAUUACUCUUGCUGAUUUUAGUUGUAAAUACAGUGGUACCUCAGGUUAAGUACUUAAUUUGUUCCGGAGGUCUGUACUUAACCUGAAACUGUUCUUAACCUGAAGCAUCACUUUAGCUAAUGGGGUGCCUCCUGCUGCUGCCGCGCCGCUGGAGCACGAUUUCUGUUCUUAUGCUGAAGCAAAGUUCUUAACCUGAAGCACUAUUUCUGGGUUAGCAGAGUGUGUAACCUGAAGCGUAUGUAACCUGAAGCAUAUGUAACCCAAGGUACCACUGUAUGCCCAACAGGAAGAAACACUUACAAGGCAUUCUGUCAUAGUUUUAUUGUCUAAUAGUGUGUGUGUGUAAUAAUACUGACAUACAUUUCAGUGUUGUUGUAAGGGUUACAACUAGAUAGUGCACGUGAAACAUUUUGAACAUUUGUACAGAUGCUAAGUAUUAUUAUUAACAAAGUUACGAAAGCUUUUUCUCAAGACCUGCCACGCUGCAACCUGCUAUUUUGUCACUCUUAAUGGCAGUGAUCUAACAUACUAUUUCUAGCAUUCAGUACCAUAGCAAACUUGUUUCCUCAGUUAUUACCACCUACCAUUUAUCACAUCCUUAUGUGUUGAAACUUGCUUCAAAUCUAUUUUAGCAGUUAUUGGGGAAUGAGUAACUUCUUCAUGAAUCAGCUGUUUACGAAGAUAAGUAACACUAAUUGGGAAAAGUUGUUUUAUUCUGAAGCAAUUUGAGAGUAUUACUACAGUUAGAAAAAAUAACAGACAAGCUGAUACUCAGGUAUAUGGUCAUUUCCAAUGGAGGGAAUUGGGAAAGUGCAAUUAUGUGUUUGAAUGUUUGUUUUUUUAAUUAGAUAAGCAUUAUAUUUCAUGUAAAAGAUUGUGAUUUUGUUAUAUACAUACAUACACAUAUAUAUUUAUAGCAACUUGAUAAAACAUUGCCAUGGAAGCACCUAUUGGUUUUAACAAUAGAUGGGAUUGAAGAUAAGCUGUUCAACAAUUAAUUGCCAGUAGGUUCCUUUACCUUUUAGAUAAACUACCUUUUUACUGUCUUUACAGGGCACCCAUUUUAUUCAGCUUUGUUGUCAGAGAAAUAUUCCCAUUGUAUUUCUGCAAAACAUCACAGGUCUGUGACUCAUUAUGAUUUAUGUAGCUGAAUUUCAGGGGAAAUAAAUUAUUUGGAGCUGCAGAUUCAUUUCAUAGCCCCCAGGCAACUAAAUACGUAGUAGUAAUAAAUAUAUUCCUAUCCAUUAUUUAUAACCUUUAUUUGUUUUUUUUAAGAGGGCUGUAGAGCUGACAUUAAGUAAAGUGUUAUUAAAGUGUCUUAAAAUUUAAGCAGUAUAUAAUGACUGAAAUUAAGAACAAGAAACCGUGUCCUGAAGGUGUACAAUCAGCAAUGACUGUUAUCUUAAAGUAAGAAUAGAUUAAUACCUUUAUGAAAACCAACUUUGUAAAGCAGCCAGGAAGCUAUUUAUGAUGUGUUUUAGUUGGGGUGGACCCAGUAAAGGUGUUACCUUACUGUUGCUUUUGGAUUCUCUCCCCACCCCCUCUGUAAUGGACCAGUAAGAUUACUUUGCAAAAUUGGUUGACAUUGAUCUUGCUGCUUUUUAUAAUUCACUAGGUUUCAUGGUUGGUAAGGAUUAUGAAGCUGGUGGAAUAGCAAAAGAUGGAGCCAAGAUGGUAACUGCUGUAGCAUGUGCCAAUGUGCCUAAAAUAACAGUACUAAUUGGAGGUUCCUAUGGAGCUGGAAAUUAUGGGAUGUGUGGAAGAGCAUAUAGGUAAGUAUGUGCCUAGAAUUAGUUAACUGUUAAAUGCAGUUGUGGCUCAGGCAGACUAUGCUACCUGUGUUUAUUCACUUUACACAGGUGAAUUAGUGAAUGUAUACAUUUGUAUGUCCUACUCAUUGUAUUAGAUCAUGUCACUUUGUAUGUGUAAUGUUGCAGUACCCUGGCACAGAAACUAAAAUAACCCUUCUUUAUAGCUAGAAAAACUUGAUAAAAAUUUUGAUGCUCACUGCAGGUAUCAAUAACUUAGAGUUUAUGGAUAAUUAAGCGGUAUAACAACUCUGCUAAAUGAAUUAAAUAAAUGGCAUCGUUAAGGAAAAUGGUGGAUCUUUGCAGCUUUCAUAUUAUGCAAAUCACAAUGACAGUAAAGAAGUUUAGGCACAUGAUAGAGCAGGUGUUUGAAACUCUUCCUCUCCCUAUGCCCCUCAAACAUAAAAUAAAAUUAGAAUAAUUCUGGAAUUUGGGGAAAAAGCAGGAGAUUUGUGCCCUGUGUUAGUUUGUUUUAUCUUUUUCAGCCCCAGAUUCCUUUUUAUGUGGCCAAAUGCUCGGAUCUCAGUUAUGGGAGGAGAGCAAGCUGCAAUGGUUUUGGCUACAAUAGCCAAGGACCGAAAAGCAAGGGAAGGGAAGCAGGUAAGUGUUUUCUGUUAUUGAUGUGGGUAAGAAGACAGGCAUAAAUCUGGGAAUGGGGCAAGGAGAGAGAUGUGAGAUUGAAGCUUUCUGGUUCUUGUUGUUGUCAUUCUAACCUAUGGUCUUAUGCAACCAGUGUGCAGUAUCACUUCUUAAUAUAUAAAAGUGUAGCUCUUGCAGACUAAAAUCCCACUUUCUUUCCAUAUCAAUCCACUAGCUAACUGAAGAGGAGGAAAAAACUCUCAAAGAGCCAAUCAUCCGGAGGUUUGAAGAGGAAGGCAGUCCUUAUUACUCUAGUGCACGGUAACAUGUAGAUUAUAGUUGCUAACAUGCUACGGUGUUUUGCUUCCACCCCCCCCACCACCCCCGCCACCACAACCCAAGGUGGUGGUGGUUAUGAUAAAGCUUAAGCUGCAAAGAUGUUGGAUUGUCACAAGGGUCAGAUAGGUAAUGCAUUACUCUUCCAUUAGCGGAACAGAGACUUGAUUGGAUCAGGCCCUUUAUUAUCAACUAUUUAUUAAACAUUGUUAAUGUGCAAAGUGUUCAGUCCUUUGCACCUACAAAAUCGGUAAAUAAUCAACACUCCGAUUUAACAGAUGAAAUAAAGGUAAAGGUAAAGGGACCCCUGACCAUUAGGUCCAGUUGUGGCCGACUCUGGGGUUGCGGCACUCAUCUCGCUUUAUUGGCUGAGGGAGCCGACAUACAUGUGGCCGGGUCAUGUGGCCAGCAUGACUAAGCCACUUCUGGCGAACCAGAGCAGUGCACGGAAAUGCCGUUUACCUUCCCGCUGGAGCAGUACCUAUUUAUCUACUUGCACUUUGACGUGCUUUCGAACUGCUAGGUUGGCAGGAGCAGGAACCGAGCAACAGGAGCUCACCCCGUUGCGGGGAUUCGAACCGCUGACCUUCUGAUCAGCAAGUCCUGGGCUCUGUGGUUUAAGCCACAACGCCACCCAUGUCCCUAACAGAUGAAAUACUGAGGUUCAAAUACAAUAACUCUAGUUAAGGCUAUUCCACAUACCUGAGGGCACUGGCGGAGGAAGUGGGGGGGGAUCGCACCGCCCCCGGCAGCACGUCUCGGUGGGGUGCCCUCAUGGCUGCCCCCCCUGGGCGCCACGCCCCCAGGAUGCGCGCCAGCCCCCGCCUGCUCCGCCACUGCCUGAGGGGGAUGUGAAGUCUGAUAACCAAGGAUCAAGCUUCAGUACUCUUAUUUACUAGCUGAAACUGGCUUUUCAUGAUCUGCUAGAGAUAAAUUUACAUGGAUCAUAUUGUUUUUUACUAGGCAUGAGGGCAGCCAGCAUCUCUCUUAAAAUUACUAAAGCAGAGUGUAUGUUUAUUACGUUAUUUAAAAGUUUUUAUUUAGUAAUAGUAGCAAGCCACAUCUUUCUUGUGAUAAUUCAAGAAACACAUUUGAAGAAUGCUAGAGCUUUUAUCUUCCAAAAAGCAAAUGAAACUGUUUACCACAGAGGAUAUAUUUUACUGGCAUUUGAAUUACCACCUUGUAAAUCUGAUCAGUCAGAUUUAUUAACAGGUGUUAAUAAGUGUGAGUUUAAACACAAAACUUCACUGUCUAUUAUUCAUUGUCCUACUGCCAACACCAAACAAUUGCAACAACCUGGGGCAAUCUUUUUUCUUGAGAGUUGACAUAGCAGGCUGUGUUGCAUGUUGUCGCUAAGCCAUUGUUUAGCAUUAUGAGAACAAACUGCAAUGAGCCUUGCAGGGCUUGCUUGCUCCCAUCUUCCCCUCUCCUGAUCCCAAACAACUGCAAAGAGGUUAAGGUCACAGCUUGCCAUGUUGUCUGAACCCAGACAAACUGUGACUAAUGUUAAAUAUACCUGGUUGCCAUAAUCCAUCUUAUUCAAACCACAGUCAACAUUGACUGUAGUUUUGCAGGGUUCAGAUGAUCGGCUAAAGCGCAGUUAUACUAAAGCAGUAAUUUCCUAUCUAUUGGCCAUUCCAGAGGAAGAAAAGAGCUUGCAAUCCUGAGGUUCACUACAAUUUGUUCUCAGAAUGCUAAACCAUGGUUUUAGCAUUAACAUCCAAAGGCAUCCAGCGUUUGUGAAUUACUCAGUUCUCACAGACUUAUCUAUAUAGUAGUAGCCUAUCUUGUACUCAUUGCUGUCAACUGGAAAUUCAUGGUCUUUGAUAUAGAUUGGCCUUAGCAAUAAAUACAAAUCUGGGUGAUUCAUCUCAGUUGCAAAAAUACGUGUGGUUAAACUGCUUGAGGACCUGGCUUUGUCUAGCUGUCACAAAAUUUCAUAUGUCUCCCCAGGCCAGAAGGGACAAAUAAAUACAUGUAUUUUCAUCUUUUAUUAUUGGAUUAUACUGCAGUCAAGAAAACUUCUCAUUGAACUAAUUACAUUAAAGAAAUUAUCAUCAGACUGUAUGUGCUUAAACCAAAUCCUUAAUUUGGAGGUAUUUUUCCCCUCUCUGUGUUCUCUUCUUGGAUAUAAUAACUGGAGGCCCUUUAUAAUUUUUAUACGUGUUAAAGGCCUGAAAAAUAAUUGGAUUUUUAAGCAUGCAGUAUGUGCAUAGUUGUGAUACAAGAAACAUCUGCCUUUCAGCAGAUGAUCUUGUAAGCAGUCAAUUGGUUAUUGGUUGUACAAAGGUUAUUUUAACUUUAGGCUUUUAAACUUGUCUCUAAUAAGAAAUGUUCAGUAAUUGUGAUGAAAAGGCUAAAAAUUAGAGGCAUUCCAUCAUUCUUUGCUUCUAAAUUUGAGAUCUUCAUGAGAGAACAUUUCAGACAUGUUUGGUCUGCCUCUACCUAUGCGGUGCUUGACCUUUUCAGUAAUAAAGUAUCGCUGUUGCUCUUCAGAUCCACCAUUAAAUUGCUGCAUUGCUAAAGUACUUGGAAAAAUAGGAUCUACUAAGAACAUUUCAUAUGCAACUUCAUUGAAAGGAAUAGGACUUACACAAGGGCACAACUGUGAUUGUAUAGAAUUUCCUGAUAGUUUGUAUCCACUGAUAUAAUUGGGCAUUCUGGAUUCGUUUUUUGAAUUCAGCUUCUUGAACUUUGUUGAAGGUACCUCUAAUGAUCCCCUGCUUGUCAUAAGCAAUGUUUUAGGUGGUAAAAGGUAAAGGACCCCUGGAUGGUUAAGCCCAGUCAAAGGCAACUAUGGGGUGCGGCGCUCAUCUCGCUUUUCAGGCUGAGGGAGCCAGCGUUUGUCCACAGACAACUUUCCAGUUCAUGUAGCCAGCAUGACUAAACCGCUAUUGGCGCAACGGAACACUGUGACGGAAACCAUAGCACACGGAAACGCUGUUUACCUUCCCGCCGCAGCGGUACCUAUUUAUCUACUUGCACUGGUAUGCUUUUGAACUGCUAGGUUGGCAGAAGCUGGGACAGAGCAACAGGAACUUACCCGUCGCACGGAUUUGAACUGUUGACAUUCUGAUCAGCAAGCUCAAGAGGCUCAGUGGCUUAGACCACAGCACCACCCGCAUGCAAUAAUUGGUAGCAAGAGCUCCAAAAGCCUGUUUUGUGCACACAAAUUAUAUGUACAGUACUUUAUACCCUAAGCAUUGAAAUAAACAUCCACCAAGUGGAAGUGGAAAUAUUUCCCCUUGACUAAAUUAAUCCUGGUGUUUCUAGUGGGUAAAAGUCUGUAUGCUUAAGUUCAAGAGGAAAAGCCAUCAUUGUCUCGAAAGACACUAGUCUGUGCUACAGGGGAGUCAGAACUACAGUGAGGCAAAAAAGGGGAAGCUCCUCCUCUAAACUCCCUUUUUAUUUUCCGAUCCACCACUGACUCCUUUGAUCCACCCUGGCUACUAUUAGCGCCUGUGUGGCAUUUUGCUGCUGCUCUGGCUUGCUGUAUGCUUAGGAAGUACUGUUUGUUUCAUAAGAAUAAGAUUAUUUCCCUCAGAGCUGCAAUAUCCAGUUCUUUUUGACAUCAACAAAAAGUUUUCUCAUUGAAUUUGUGACACAAAUCAGAAUGAUUUCUAUAAAAGUUAUUAAGAGAAUGCUAGAUUACAAAGUCAAAUAAAAGGAUUUUUUAUUGAUAUUAGUAUAAGGCCAAGUAUCUGAAUCUUGGACAAAUUGCCAGGAUCUGUGUGAAUCUGCAGUAGUGGAUCCAGUGACAUUUUUGGAUCGAGACCCUCAGAGAGCAAGGCCAAUUUGGUUUUUGUUUGACCCUCUUCUGGGUUAGGAACAGUGCAUGCUUAAGGGAGCUUUAUUCAUGAUUCCUAUGUCUGAGUCUCUGGAUCUAGUUCCCUGCAGCUGCUUUCGUAGAUCCCAGUCAGUGGAUUUGAAUUCUGUGCGUAGCACCCAACAAAUGACAUUUCUGCUUAUUUGUUGGGGAUUUUGGGGAGGCGGAUUCCAGUCUCCCCAUCACUUCUUCAGCGGAUGAUUGGCGGUAUUAACAGUGACAGUGUGCUGCAUGCAUGUGUGUAUAUAUUAUUUUGCAAAUCACUCUGUAUGUACACUCUGGUGUUUAUAUUGGCACUGUGAUCUUUGUACUAUAAAAUUGGGACUAAGGCGGCAGAACAGUGCAUUUUUUAAAAAUGGAGGCACAUUUCUUUAUUAGCUCUGCAUAUAAAUUAUAUCUCAUUCUGCAUACAGGAUGUCACUAGUCUGCUCCGUAGUUGUAUUUCCUCAUCAAACGUGCCUGACUAGAACCUUUCACAUGCAGAGGUCUUAAUUACCAAGAGUCAUUAGCCAGACAUCUUUUUAAUGAGCUAGAUUAAUCUGCUUUCAGGUCUCUAAAAGGAGUUUAAUCAGUUUACCUUGUAACAAAUGACACGAGCAGCUUUCUUCCCAAGCCUCUUUUUCUUGCAGAGGCCCUGUUAUGAAUUUUUUACAAGCAGAGAUAUGAUUCAUGGUCUCGCCAUGGGGUUUGAUGGGUUGCUCAAUAAUUAAUGCUUUGUACUGUUACAGAAGGCAGUUUUCACUAAACAAAGAUAGGAAGCCACAGUGAUUUGGAGAAAGUAAUCUUUUAUCUUACGGUAAAAAAUCUUUCAAGUUGCCAAUAAAAAUUCUAUUUGCCAUAUCAAAAUUGUGUUCUACAGAUUUAAAGGAUAUUUUUCUUGUUAUAGUGCUUUUUUUAAAAAGCCUAGACUUGGGCCAAUAAGAUUUUCUGAAGAAGUGUGCAUGCACACGAACGCUCAUACUAAUAACAAACUUAGUUGGUCUCUAAGGUGCUACUGGAAGGAAUUUUUUAAUUUUGUUUUGACUAUGGCAGACCAACAUGGUUACCUACCUGAAACUAAGAUUUUCUUAGAAUACAGUCGUGGUCAGUGUUUUUAUUUUAUUUUGAUACCUUGUCUAGAAUAUCAAAAUGUGUGUUUUUUAAUUCUGAGUGAGGAAUUCAUCUUUGGCUUCUAACAGGACCCCCAAGAGGCUAUAGUGAGGUUAAAGCCAGAGGGAUAAGGUGUAAUUGAAAAUUCAAAUGAAAAGUAAGGGCAAAGCAGGUUUUUUAAAGUCCUUAAAACUACCAGGCAGAAGUAACUAUGCCAAAAGCAUCCUUGAACAAUAUGGUUUUUAUAAGGAGUCUAGAACUGUCAUCAAGAAAAAGCCAGCCAAGGUUCCCAGGGCAAUUCACAGCCUUGGAAUCGUGAAUGAGAUGUGCGUCAUACCCACCAACUCUUCAGGUGCUGGUGAAAUUUGUAGCAGAUCCUCUAUUGAAAACCUGAGCAGAAGGAUAGGAUCGUGGGAGGAUUGCAUUUUAAGUAUCCUGAUCCCAAACAAUUGAAGGCUUUAAAGGUCAUAGCCAGCAUUCUGAAUUGGGCUUGGAGGUGGACCAGGGACCGAUUUAGAUGGUACAUAAUUCACCAAGACAUGUUACCAAUCUAGCAACCACAUCUGCAACAGCAAUCCUGGCCCUAGACACACCUUAGACAUUUAGAGCAAAGCAAAGCUGGAUCCGUGCACACUCCCAAACUGCAAACCUAGUUCUUAAGAGUAUUGUUCAACCCCAUCCAAAGUGGGUAUCAAUUAUUCCCAACCAUACAGUAGUGCCGCUAAGUAAUUUAGACUCUGUUUUGCUAGUCUUAAGAUCCCUCACUUUAAAUGCUAGUGUGUUGUUCCUCCACCUACUUCAAAGUGUCGUAAGCCAGUCCUGCAUUUGGGGGCUCCCCUCAUUCUGCCCUGGACUUUUGCUCCCCAAUCCUUCCCUGAUAUCAACACUCCAAACAAACUUUAUAUUUUAAAAAUUCAGGCCAUUGACAUAUUAAAGAAAAGUACUAUCUUCUUGUGUUUCUACCAUAAGUUAAUUAGAGAAAGAUGUGGCUAAAGGACAUUUGUAUUUUAUUUUAUUUUUAAAGCCAGAAGCUAAAAGAUAAAUGAAAAGGAGCUAAGAUGCAGUAGCACAUUACAACAGAGAGAGCAUGCUGCUUGGAAAUCUCACAUCUAGUAAUGCUAAGUUUGAAUAAUCUUUUAAGGAGCUUGAAAAAGGUCAAAGAACAGCUGUUAUGAUUGUAAGUGUAACAGGCGAAAGCAAACUAAGGCCAUCUCCAAGACCUGAUGGGGUUAGGCUGCCAUAAGUAUGUUUUCAUGUACAAAUGAAGUUUGGUUUGUCCUGUUCUUUAGGAAUAUUAACACUCCAGAAGCGGGCUGCACGUUUUCUGCAUAAUUAGAUUUAAAAAUAUAAUCUUCAGACAAUAAACAGUUGAAGGCUUGGUUCUUUAGAGAGAGGAAAAUACCCUAUUCUAACCAUUCAGUUCCGACUGCUUAUUCGCAGAUGAAUGUUCUAAAGCACUUGUUUUCCAGAUGGCCUGCUCUCUCUUAUUUCCUGCCCUCUAAAAUAAUAAUCAAAUAAAAUUACUUGAGUGAUCUGUAUGAUCAGUUUGUUUAUUGACUUUGCAACUGGCUAGUACCUACUGGCUUCCACACACUCGACAUAAAUCUAAAAUUUAAAUGAAUGGAUGUACUCAGCAUUGGGAUAGAGUGCUUUUGUUACCUUUUUUUAGUUUUGAAUCCAUUGCUUUAAGGCAAUUUGUUAUGACUUGGAUUAGUUUCCAUUAGUUUCCAUUCUUCAACAAAGAAGAUUAAUGAAAUGAUUGUUGGCAGAGCUUUACAAAGAAAUGUCUCACCACUUUCUCUAUCUUUGAGUUGAAUAUGAAAACCAUAUUUAGUUGACAUUUAAGCCCAGUAAUUAGUCAUAAUUUACAUUUCCUCUUUAGAGAACAGAUAUUGUAAAAGUGUGUGUGUGUGUGUGUGUGUGUACAUGAGUACAUGCUGGAGGAGGCUUGAAAGUGUUUCUUUGGAUUGUGCUCUAUAUGUGUGGGAUAGCUUAAUACAAAACUGAAUAGUUUUGUUUAAAUUCUGUUGAAUUAUUAUUUAUUAUUAUUAUUAUUGAAUUUAUAUAACGCCCUAUUGUUUUGUGUUAACCGCUUUGAGAUUCUUGUUACGUGUGUGUGUGUUUAGAGUAUAGUUGUCAGAAGGGGUGACCAUGCCUGUGAUUCGCAUCCAAUUCUUGCACGAAAUUAAAAAUGUAGAGACUUUUCCUUUAAAAGAUUCCCUGUAUGGAAGCUCCUGGAUAGGUCUGCCUGAAAUUCAGAAGGCUUUAUCCUCUAAAAGAGGGGCUUCUUUGCAUGCAGAUUUCAUCCACAUGUGGAAAAUAAAAGUUGUACCCCAUUUUGGAUUUUCCUCUUACAGACAGUGGUGGUGAAACAGCUUCAGAUUUAAAAGUUCAGAUUUUGGCCUGAAUAACAAAUCAAAACAGAUCUGAAAUGUGCUAUUUCCACAUUCUGCAGAUACAGGUGAAUGUUGUGGUCACUGCACACCUUUAGCUUUUAUGUUGAUAGGGUUGUUGUUGUUGUUGUUAUUUCAUUGUAAUUUGGAACUACAGUGGAACUACAAUAUGGAAAAGUUGCAUUCUCCUCUGUUACAUAGUUGUCACUUUUGGUUUUUUUGGUUUUCUAAUGGAAAUAUUGGUUAAAUAUUGAAUGACUAACAGGAUCUAUAGCAGUCUCAGGAUGGAAUCAUAACUGAAUAGAACCCAUUGGGAUGCUGUGGCCUUUAAAUGUAGCAAAGCUACAUAUGUGGGAGUCACAUGGCACAGUGCAGAUUCUACUAUAGUCUACUGCUCAUGUAGUGUCACUUCAAUGCUACUACUAGCAAAAUGUAGUUAGGUACUAUGCUAAAGUUUCCAUUUAUUGCUUAUUAAACUGAAAUAGCUUUCUGUGUCACUUGCAGUAAAAAUGUAACCCUUUAUUUUUGCCUUUUAUUUCUCAGUCUGUGGGAUGAUGGAAUUAUUGACCCGGCUGAUACAAGACUGGUUUUGGGUCUCAGCCUGAGUGCUGCACUCAAUGCGCCCACCCAGAAGACAGAGUUUGGAGUUUUCCGAAUGUGAUUUGGAUGGUCUGGCAGUGGCACCUCUGGAUUAUUAAUAUUAUUUUAAUUAACAAAUCGAAAAAUAAAAUGGUCUAAAAGAAUCAGUAUAUCAAAUAAAGAUUUGUUCAAUACUGUAG